Juglans microcarpa x Juglans regia is the source of this 1011-nucleotide messenger RNA. RefSeq lists its product as uncharacterized. Gene Ontology annotation, molecular function: protein binding. NCBI's taxonomy places the organism in Eukaryota, Viridiplantae, Streptophyta, Magnoliopsida, Fagales, Juglandaceae. The coding region runs from base 1 to 1011 and encodes 336 amino acids. The transcript has 2 exons. The record is from RefSeq and is a predicted model, not a curated record.
AUGGAAACAAAGAGUAUUGCCCUUUCUGCUGCUGUUCCUGUUCCUGAAUUGCUUCAUAACAGAUAUAAUUAUGCGGAAUGGAAUAUUCGGAUGCGAACCUACUUGAAGGGUCAAAAUCUUUGGAAGGACUUCAUUGGCGAUGACGAAGAUGAAAACCAAAACCAAAACGCAACCGCAGCAGCUUCUUCGCAUGAUGAUAAUGAUGAAGAUAAUGAUGAAGAUGACGAUGGCGAAAAUGAUAAUGUUGAAAAUGACGAUGGAGAAAAUGAUAAUGAUGAUGAUGAGGAGGAGGAUACUGCUGCUGCUAUUAACGAUCCGAGGGGUUACAUGGCUUUACAUGCGAUCCAGAUUUCAUGCGGCCCACAGGCAUUUUCCAAGAUUAAGGACCUUUCGGUGGCCAGAGAUGCUUGGCAAACUUUGAAAAAUUGGUAUCAGCUUGCAGAUACGGGCAACAUUGACAGUAGCUAUCUUCAGUAUGAGAAGUUGUACAAGGCUGUGCUUCGUGUUAAUUUGACUGCUGUAAAGGACUUUCUUGAUUCUCAUGAUAUGAUGGCAGUAAGAAAGGCAAUCACAGAUAAAGGCGAAACGGCUCUUCACAUUGCUGUUACUGCUGGACAUGCCCAUAUAGUCCAGGAGUUGGUGGGUCGAAUGUCGAAAAAAGAGUUGGGAACUCUGGAUAAAGACGGUUACACAGCUCUAAUGACGGCUGUUGCGCAUGGAAGAUAUGAACUGGUGGAGUGUAUGCUUUGCACUUGCAAGGGCAAGAAAUUGAUCAGAAUUAGAGAUGGAAGAGGAGGAAAUCUUCCAGUUGUUAUGGCUAUUGAUUUCGGGCAAAUUAAAAUUGCCCGGUAUUUGUAUCCUCUCACUUCGCUGAAAGAUCUGGAGCCUGCUGAUCAAAGCGACCGCAACGGAGCUAAGUUUGUAACCCGUGCUAUAUAUACCGGAAAUUUUGGUAACAGCCUACUCUUUGUCCAUUAUUUCCGAUCAUUUGAAAUCUUGUUGGCAAUAUAA